Aphanomyces astaci is the source of this 1169-nucleotide messenger RNA. RefSeq lists its product as hypothetical. The record is from RefSeq and is a predicted model, not a curated record. The coding region runs from base 6 to 1109 and encodes 367 amino acids. NCBI's taxonomy places the organism in Eukaryota, Oomycota, Saprolegniomycetes, Saprolegniales, Verrucalvaceae. The transcript is spliced from 3 exons.
UCGUAAUGCGUGCCAUCGGCACCAAGGACGAGAUGGAUGUAGCCGUUUGCGCACGCAUCAUAGCUACACAGUUCUUCACACUGCAUCAUAUGUUGUUUCAGCACAUAUGGAAUUGCACGUGUUUGAAAUGUCCAUGCUCCCGUCUCUACCGUCCCACUGUGCCUUUGUGCCUUGCAUGUGAAAUUGCCUUGACUGAGUUGCCCAUGUUCUUCGUCCACCGCGUGAGCGUGCCCGGGACGAGCACGCUGCUACAGCCUCGACGCCACGCUACCACGGUCGACGAGCCGCCUUCCUUCAUCGCCACGACGCCUCCUUCUUCCUUCGUCGCCAGUACACCGAUCCCUUCCCCGCCGCCGGUCGUUGUCGUCCAAACUGAUACGUCCACUCCGUCAGUCCAAGCUUCUCCUCCCGUCGUCACCAAGCUCAGUCGACGGUCGUCGGCGGCAUCUCUGAGCAAACCAACCUCCCAUACUGUUACCCGACGGGCAUCCGCAUCCCUCGAUGUGUCGCCGUACUUGCACGAAGACGACGAACCCAAUGUGGACACUGACACGGACGAACGCAUGUCGGCGUUCACAACAUGUUCUUCGUUCUCUUCGUGGGAUUCCGCCACCAAUGACCUUAUGGGAGAUAUGGAGAUCUUUUGUGCGCGCGACUCGUAUUCAGCUGAAAGCCGGCUCUCAGACCUGGUCAAAUUGGAGCAAAUCCUCGUGUCGCCUCCCCGAAUCCGCGCACGGACGCUGUCGUGGAGUCCGCAUGCGACGUUGGCCGAGACGACGAGCUCUGUGGCGUCGAAUAUCUUACGGCGGCGGCGAUCCGAUCUGUCAGGGAGCGAACAAAAACUUGUGGGUGUGUUGGACGAGUUUCUGGAAUGCAUGAAGCGCGUCUACGACGAUCGGUGCUUGAAGGUCAUGCCUCCGCGCCGCGUGGAAGUGGACUUGGAGAGCAUGCUGCAUACAAUCGAGACGGCGCGGCGGCAGUCGCGGGCAGAUGCUGCGACGAUGGAAGCGGCCGACGAAAUGGUCCGCAUGAUCCAUCACGUGAUGGAAGACGUCCGUGGGUUGCAUCAUUUCGGACACAAGGGCGAGGUGGAAUAUGUUACGUUGUAAAUGUAACGGUAUUAGUGUGGAAAUGUAACCGAUUUUUGGAAUACAUUAAGUUAUAAGUGU